Messenger RNA from Penicillium digitatum Pd1, 636 nucleotides. RefSeq names its product phosphotransferase family protein. NCBI's taxonomy places the organism in Eukaryota, Fungi, Ascomycota, Eurotiomycetes, Eurotiales, Aspergillaceae. The record is from RefSeq and is a predicted model, not a curated record.
AUGAAAGGGAAGAGUUUGUCAGAGAUGGAAGGCGAGCUCACCCUCCAACAACGAGAUGGGAUCGACCGCCACUUGGGCUUCUUAGUGAGUGCUAUUGGUCAAAAUGCAGCCCCUGGGUUUGGGUCUUUGCAGCAAGUGGCAUUUGGCGCUGGAAGUUCCUCCUGGAGAGAGGCCUUCUGUGCCCUGUUUGAAGGCAUUCUUCGCGAUGCCGAGGACACGUUCAUACACCUUCCUUACUCGGAGAUCCGACACGAAUUGAGUCGCCUGGCACCUGCCCUUGAAAGUGUAUCGCUGCCACGUCUUGUGGUCGUGGACUUUGGCCGACCCUCCCACGUUUUGGUAGACGAAGAGUCUGGACAGUUGUCUGGUAUUGUGGACUUCAGCAGUGCCGUAUGGGGUGAUGUGUUGAUGGCAGAGAUAUUUGCGAAUGCAUCCCCGGCGGUCUUGCAGGGAGCAGGGAUGGCGGUGUCCAGGAGAAGGGAGGAAAAUAUCCGGUUGGUCUUGUAUGCGUGCUACCGGCUGGUGUCCCAAAUCACUGUGCAAUAUUAUCGACACCGAGACGAGACGAGCGAAUUUGAGGCGCGGAGACGACUGACAACUGUGAUUGCGGAAAUGGCGAGGCUCGAACUGGAAUGA